GACCUACCAAAAGAGAAAUCCAGAACUCUCUUUCUCUCUCUCUCUCUCUCUCUCUCUAUCUAUUUUAUUAGCUUUCUUGAUUGUGCCUAUUGGUUCCGUCAAAAGUAUCAGAGGUAAGGAAAUGGCUGCCUUCAUGAGCAUGAAAACAACGAAGACCAAGAAGAUGAAAAGGAAGGACCUUGAGCUCGACUGCUUCCACGACGACUUCUCCGAUCUCUCUCUUUCUUCCCCCGCUCGAAAGAUUCGCCGCCUGGAUGCGGAGUUGCCGCCAAUUAUGGAGGAAGAGCCAGAGAUUCCACGGGGAGUACGAGAAGGAGUUGGAGUUACUGACGCAUUUGAAUUGGAAUCGGAAUAUCCGUUCAAUGAUGAGAAGGCCAUUGUUCUCUUCAAGCCUUUAAAUAGACCUCCUCUUCUACAUUCUCCGGCUUCGAAUCUCUCUUUCUCCGUUGAUUCUCACAUAAUGUCUGGCUUUAAGAAUCAAUUAUUUGGGUCGAACCAGUAUAGUCAAGUAAAAUCAGCUGAAGAAGAGGAACCCAUAAAAGACGAGAAUAAUAGUUGUUUGGCUGUUGUUCCUUGGGUUCCAUCUCAGCGUUGUCCUGCUCCGGCCACCGAGGUUCCCCAGUUGAUGGAGGAGGCUGAAGAAAUGGUUGCAGCUAUGGAUAUUGAAGAAGAUAACAACAAAAGCAAUGCGAGCAUAGAGCAAAGCCACCCAAGUGUGCAUAAUAUGUACGGUGGAAUUGUGGGAAGCGAUGGCUUAUAUCAGUGGCAGCAACAGCAUUGCAUGAUACCACAGCUUUCCCAAAAUACAUACACUCCCAUUUCAUGGUUCCGGUAAUAAAAUAUUUGUAGGGUGUCUAGUCUUCAUUUUUGGUCUUUUAUUUCUUUGGUUGUGAUGGAGGGUAGAGCUGAAUUAGAAAAUAUAUACAGUAUUUGGGAUUGGGAGACUGAGUAUUGAGAAUGUUGCCCCUUUCCUGGUAAGCUAGCUUUUGCUUGGUGGGAAAUUAUCUUAAGAUGUUGAUUGGUUUCUUUCAACUGAAGUCAAUUCGGAUUUUGGAGAAUUGAAAGAAAAGGCAAGUGUUGGUGUAGAAAAACUGUGCUGUAAUAUUCAACCAAUGUAUAAAUUCAUGUUCAUUUCCUCA
This is a messenger RNA of Juglans microcarpa x Juglans regia, 1139 nucleotides long. RefSeq lists its product as uncharacterized. The record is from RefSeq and is a predicted model, not a curated record. Bases 122 to 835 code for a protein of 237 amino acids. NCBI's taxonomy places the organism in Eukaryota, Viridiplantae, Streptophyta, Magnoliopsida, Fagales, Juglandaceae. The transcript is spliced from 3 exons.